AUGGGUGCUUCUUCCAAGAAGGAUCGUUUGAAGGAUGUGAAGGUGAAGCCUCCGGAUAAGAGUGCUGCGAUACGUUAUGUUAAAAAUGAGGUAGAUGUGAAUGAAAUGGUUCCUCCUGGAGUUGUAGAACAGUCAUCAGCUACAAUCUAUCGUGCACGACGUAAGACGAAUGCUUCUGGUGCUGUUGCUACGGGGAUUGGGAAAGCUGAAUGGAAAAUGGAGGGAAGGGGUUUCAGAGUGAAGAAUCGUGCUAGGAAAAUUAUGGCUCAUAGUUGCCCUAUGGAUGCUGAAGGAUAUUAUGAUAAUUCGGGAAUAGAAGAAGAAACUGAGAUUGAGUCUGGGAGUGAAGGGGUAUGGGAAUCUGAUUCGAGUAAUCAACAAAACAAUAGGAAGGAAUCGAUUAAGGUGGUGUAUGCGAAUAUUAAGCAUGUUCAAUCUGGGGAGAAGCAUUCAGUUGCGUCUGAAAAUCAUAUCCCGUCAGGUAAUACUGCUUAUCUUUCUAAAAAUUGGGAGAAUUCUAAAUUAGGAGAAGAGAUGUUAAGCCCUAAUACUGAACUAAAGGAUAUCACUAAUCAAAUGAGAUCUGCUAAUCCUACGAUUGUUAUUAGUGAUAUUGCUGGGCAAGGUUUGUCUAGUAGUAUUGAUUGUAAUGAUGGUUCUGCUAGAUCUGGGUUAGAUGGUUUUGAUCCUAAGGGUAGUGGUAAAAUGGUUAAUAAGGAAAGUGGUAUGGUGUAUGAAGAAUUUAUUCAGGGAGUAGGGUUCUCUUUUCUUAAAAAUGAUAAACAGAGCCAACUGAAGAAUGAUAGUAAGUUGAAAUCUGUUGAAAUUGAUAUGGAUAAUGGGGGAAUUGCAAGUAAUGAAGCUGAGGUGUAUUGGGAUGAGAAUGGUAAUUUGAUAAAUACUAAGGAAGGAGUUUCAGAGUCAGAAAAGGAAAUGAAAGAUGGAAAAGAGGAGGUGAUUCCUGUUAGUUUGAAGAAUAUGAUGGGAACAGUUAUUAAUAGUAUUAAUUUGGAACCAUCGAUUCUUGGAGAAGCAGGAAAAGGAGGUAAGAGUUUGUCUAAUGGAGAGGCAAGUGAGGUUCAUGUAGUAGCUGAAAGUGGGAAGGUGAAUCUCUCUAAUUCGUAUGCUGGUGUUUUAAAAGGAAAAAUGCAUAAGGGAAAGAUUGACGUUAAAUUCAUUCUAGGGGAAGAUGGGAAUGAAGAUGGGCCAGUAAUAAUUCCUAUUGAGAAUUUGAAGAAGGCUAGCAUUCCGUAUUCUAAUACUUUGUAUGGGUAUUUGAUUGAUAAGAAGCUAUCAUUUCCGGUUAUUCAAAAGGAGUUGAGGCGUAUGUGGAAGAAUGUGGGAUUGGAGGAGAUUUUUAUGAAAUAG
Molecule: messenger RNA, 1368 nt
Organism: Lactuca virosa
Lineage: Eukaryota; Viridiplantae; Streptophyta; Magnoliopsida; Asterales; Asteraceae
Source: the annotation of a GenBank genome assembly